CCACAAACGCAACACCUCUUUGAGGCACCCCUAAAGCCCCUACCUCAGCUUUCCUGAGGAUCUGAAGUAAAUCAGAACACAAACAAUUUACAUCGUCUCUCUGGAUGAAUUAGUCUGGACUAUUUGAACAUAAAGCUUGAGAUGCAGAGGAAGCCACGUUCUACAACCAUCCUUCCUGACAGCAGCAACCCAGGGAAAUUAACCAAAUCCAGAAAGAAUGAAACAACAAAUGAAGAGGGAGCUUUAAAUUAUUUGCCAGAUAUUCCAGUGCCAAGAAACAGAGCUGAGCUGAUGAAGUACUGGAUUGAUCUGACUUUGGAUAAUAAAACAGCCAACAAGAUGUUGUGGAUUUCCGAUGGUGGCUCCAAGGUUUGUCGCCGAACUAAAGAGGUUUGUCCAGUGCUGGAUGGACCUGAUAGAUAUGAAUAUUCCCCACAGGUGUUGUGCAAAGAGAGCAUUUGGAAGCGCAGGGCUUACUGGGAGGCUGAGUACUCGGGUUGGGUGGCGGUUGGAGCCACCUAUGACCAAGCAGCAAGGAGAGCAGAUUCUGGGCUGAGUGGUCUCGGAGAAAACGAGCAGUCGUGGGGUAUGUGCUGGUCGGGAAGUUGUUACCAGAUAUGGUUCAACUGCAACCACGAAGACAUCAACGAUGUCCCUUUUUGCUCCACAUUCGGCAUGUACAUCGACCAGCCGGCGGGGAUCAUAAACUUUUAUAUUGUUCCCGGCGAGGGCGCAGAGAAGGAGGCCAGGCUGUUGCAUCAAGUCAGCAUUAUGACUGACCAAAAGAUUCUGCCAGGUGUCUGGUUGGGAAUUCAGUCCUCCUGCACCCUGCUGAGAAAAACAGAAUGAAUCACUGCAACUAAAGUUAACCCAGUGUGUAUUUGUGGAGGCGCUCCAGACUGGAACUCUUAUGAAUUGACACAAAGUAGUGGAUAAUUAUGAAGUGGAGGAAAAUGGGUCUAUGGUUUUCCAGUUUUUUACGAAUAAAAACAUAGAAAAAUCUGGAAUGCAUUUAUUUUCAGCCCCUUUUAUACCGAUGCCCACAAAUCAAAUGCUUUGAAGCUAACAGCCUAGAAAUGAGCUAUUUAGUGAGCAAGGUCAGCCUGUGUAUAAUUGAAUCUUAACCACAGCUGUUCUGUGACGGCCUCAAAGGUUUGUUAGACAACAUCAGUGGACAAACAGCAUCAGGAAGACCAACUAACAAAGCAGACGGGUCAGGGAGAACAUUGUGGACAACUUUAAAGCAGAGUCGGGUUCUGAGACAGGUUCUGUUCAAUCCAUCAUCUGAAAAUAAAAAAGAGUAUGCCCCCA
Fundulus heteroclitus (mummichog) is the source of this 1311-nucleotide messenger RNA. RefSeq names its product tripartite motif-containing protein 16-like protein. Bases 142 to 849 code for a protein of 235 amino acids. The record is from RefSeq and is a predicted model, not a curated record. Lineage: Eukaryota; Metazoa; Chordata; Actinopteri; Cyprinodontiformes; Fundulidae. The transcript is spliced from 5 exons.